Molecule: messenger RNA, 270 nt
Organism: Penicillium pulvis
Lineage: Eukaryota; Fungi; Ascomycota; Eurotiomycetes; Eurotiales; Aspergillaceae
Exons: 1
Coding region: 1-270 (89 amino acids)
Source: RefSeq, a predicted model, not a curated record
AUGAAGGUCUCGCCCAACCGGUCAUCAAUCUCCCAGAGCAGCCAAGCCCGAAAGGAUUUCGGUGUUAGUCCUCCCCGCGCUAAGCCGUUUACCAAGAACGCUAUGCGGGAUAUCCCUCAUACGGUGCCCUGGUAUUGGAGUGGCAGGUUUGGCCGAGUGCUUGGCAUUAUCUUGGCUUACCAGCGGAGCGGCAUGCCCCCGCGUGGUCAUGCGGGACAUAUCUGGGGAUAUCGGUAUCUUGGUGUUCACUACGAAGAUUUUGCGGAGUAA